AUGUCUCAACAGCCUAGCUCGCCAGUGAGAGAGGACAGCAAUUCCAGUUCCCCAAUGAUUCCAAAUCCCGAUUCAGUUCCACCACAGCCUUCUUCUCCAGCCUUGUUUUAUAGCUCAUCAUCAUCACAAGCUGAUACCUAUGGUCGCAACAAUAGCCAGAACCAAAGUCAAGGGGACGGUAACAUUAGAGCUGCUAUAGGUUCUUCACCACUAAACUUUCCAUCCUCUUCCCAACGACAAACCUCCGAUAUCUUCCUAUCUCAGAGAAGACAGGGCAGAAAUGGCUCUUCCGCUAAUACCCCUGGAAGAUCGAGAUACCAUACUGAUUUGAGAAGUGAUAGAGCGUUACCUAGUUCUUCAUCUUCGUUAGGCGGUAAUAGUCAGAACCGUCUACACAUGAGAAGAAAUGAUAUUCAUACAUCCGAUCUAUCUUCUCCACGGAGAAUUGUUGAUUUUGACGCUAGAUCUGGUGCCAAUACCAUGGCGUCUUCGUCUUCUUCUGCUCCUCCAUCCGAAAUCAGUGAACCGUUGAGAAUAAUUUGGGGUACUAACGUCAGCAUUCAGGAGUGUACAACCAACUUUCGUAAUUUUUUGAUGUCUUUUAAAUAUAAGUUUCGUAAAGUUUUGGAUGAAAGGGAAGAUUUCAUUAACAGCACCACCGACGAGGAUCUAUACUACAUCAAACAACUUAAUGAAAUGAGAGAACUUGGUACCUCUAAUUUAAACUUAGAUGCAAGAAACCUACUCGCUUACAAGCAAACAGAAGAGCUAUAUCAUCAGUUACUAAAUUACCCUCAAGAAGUUAUUUCCAUUAUGGAUCAAACAAUAAAGGAUUGCAUGGUUUCUUUGGUAGUGGACAACCAUUUAGACUAUGAUCUGGAUGAAAUUGAAACUAAAUUUUAUAAAGUGAGACCUUAUAAUGUAGGUUCCUGUAAAGGUAUGCGAGAACUUAAUCCAAACGAUAUAGAUAAACUAAUAAAUUUGAAAGGCCUUGUUCUAAGAUCAACUCCAGUCAUCCCCGAUAUGAAAGUAGCGUUUUUCAAAUGUAAUGUUUGCGACCACACAAUGGCUGUGGAAAUUGACAGAGGUGUUAUCCAAGAACCUGCUAGAUGUGAACGUAUUGAUUGUAACGAGCCUAAUUCCAUGUCAUUGAUACAUAACAGGUGUUCAUUUGCAGAUAAACAAGUCAUCAAACUACAGGAAACACCAGAUUUUGUCCCAGAUGGGCAGACACCUCACUCUAUUUCAUUAUGUGUGUACGAUGAGUUAGUCGAUUCUUGUAGAGCGGGUGAUCGUAUCGAGGUAACCGGUACAUUUAGAUCUAUUCCUAUUAGAGCCAAUUCUAGACAACGUGUCUUAAAAUCGUUGUACAAAACAUAUGUCGAUGUGGUUCACGUAAAAAAAGUCUCAGAUAAAAGGUUAGACGUCGACACUUCCACCAUUGAGCAAGAACUAAUGCAAAACAAGCUAGAUCAUAAUGAAGUUGAAGAAGUAAGGCGAAUUACUGACCACGACCUGGCGAAAAUUCGUGAAGUCGCAUCUAGAGAAGACUUGUAUAGUUUGUUGGCACGCUCUAUUGCUCCGAGUAUUUAUGAACUAGAAGAUGUCAAGAAAGGUAUUCUUCUUCAACUUUUUGGCGGUACGAAUAAGACUUUUACGAAGGGUGGUCGUUAUAGAGGUGAUAUAAAUAUUUUGCUUUGCGGGGAUCCAUCUACUUCCAAAUCACAAAUUUUGCAAUAUGUUCACAAAAUUACUCCUCGUGGUGUGUAUACUUCGGGGAAAGGGUCAUCUGCUGUUGGUUUAACUGCUUACAUAACAAGGGAUGUUGAUACGAAACAGCUUGUUUUAGAAAGUGGUGCGUUAGUACUGUCUGAUGGUGGUGUGUGUUGUAUUGAUGAAUUUGAUAAGAUGAGUGACUCUACAAGAUCUGUUUUACAUGAAGUUAUGGAACAACAAACUAUUUCUAUCGCGAAAGCAGGGAUUAUCACAACGUUGAACGCCAGAAGUUCCAUUCUGGCUAGUGCUAACCCAAUCGGUUCACGUUACAAUCCAAACUUACCUGUGACACAAAACAUUGACUUACCUCCUCCAUUACUUUCGAGAUUUGAUCUGGUUUAUCUGGUUCUGGACAAAGUUGAUGAAAAAAAUGACAGAGAGCUAGCCAAGCACUUAACAAAUCUUUAUUUAGAAGAUAAACCCGAACAUGUGUCUCAAGAUGAUGUCCUACCAGUUGAAUUUUUAACGAUGUAUAUUAGUUAUGCAAAGGAGCACAUAAACCCAGUGAUCACCGAAGCCGCCAAAACAGAGCUUGUUCGAGCAUAUGUAGGAAUGAGGAAAAUGGGUGAUGACUCGAGAUCUGAUGAGAAAAGAAUCACAGCUACAACAAGACAAUUAGAGAGUAUGAUUCGUUUAGCUGAAGCACAUGCUAAGAUGAAAUUAAAAAGCGCUGUAGAAUUGGAAGAUGUUCAAGAGGCUGUGAGAUUAAUCAGAUCAGCUAUCAAAGAUUAUGCGACAGAUCCAAAGACUGGUAAAAUCGACAUGAAUUUAGUUCAGACAGGUAAAUCUGUGGUUCAAAGAAAAUUGCAGGAAGAUUUAUCAAGGGAAAUCGUAAACGUUUUGAAAGAUCAGGUAUCUGACUCAAUGUCAUUCAAUGAGCUUAUCAAGCAAAUAAAUGAGCACUCGCAAGAUAGGGUUGACUCUUCUGAUAUCCAAGAGGCCUUGUCGAGGUUGCAACAAGAAGAUAAGGUUAUUGUUCUUGGCGAAGGUGUAAGGAGAUCUGUUCGCUUAAACAACCGUGUCUGA
Messenger RNA from Saccharomyces eubayanus, 2802 nucleotides. It is a transcript of the gene MCM4, whose product is annotated as MCM DNA helicase complex subunit MCM4. Gene Ontology annotation, molecular function: ATP binding; single-stranded DNA binding; single-stranded DNA helicase activity. Gene Ontology annotation, cellular component: MCM complex; nucleus. The transcript has a single exon. The record is from RefSeq and is a predicted model, not a curated record. Lineage: Eukaryota; Fungi; Ascomycota; Saccharomycetes; Saccharomycetales; Saccharomycetaceae. Gene Ontology annotation, biological process: DNA strand elongation involved in DNA replication; mitotic DNA replication initiation; DNA replication. The coding region runs from base 1 to 2802 and encodes 933 amino acids.